UUUUGUUCACCUUGUCAGGUGCUUUAUGGUUCAGGCUAGACUUGACUUGACUGACAUUAUGAUUAUGAUUCAUUCUGAGUUACUCUAUUCAAAGACUAAACGGUUAACUUCUGAGAUAAAAGAUUGUGCAUACAUACCACAUACUGUAAACACAUACUGUAUCUAGGUAACAUCAAAUAUGCAGCCAAUAAGCAAUGCUGAAUCCAUGGGCUGAGCAACUUAUACAUUUUUUUUUUUUUUUUUUUAAAGUGAGGAAGAUCAGGCACUUCUAGUUUCCCAUAUGCGAAUGAUUCAGUCAGACUGAGAGACUUUAAACAACAAGAACAAACUUUAAGAGACAUAAUGGCAUCUUCAUAUAAAGAUCCAAGGAUUCACAGAAAAACUGCAGCUGGAAAGAUUGCAUCAGGAAACAUCAUACUGAAAGAAAAAGUGUUUGAAGCACACCUAUCUUUUGAAUCUGUGACUGAGAAAUGCAAGCAAUAUCAGCAGAAGGUAGAGAGUAGAAAAAUCUCAGUGAUCGACACUCUAGGACUGUUUGAUACAUCAAUCAGUGAAGAACAACUGAAGGAGGAAAUAGUGACGUGUGUUGAGAUGUCUGUUCCUGGUCCUCAUGUGCUCCUGACAACGGAUGAGCAGAUUAAUGAGGCAGGUAAAGGUAACUAUCACGUUUUCAGUAACACAGAUGUUGAAAAUCGAUCACAGGUCACUGAACUACUAGAGAAGACUGACAAAAUGGAAAACAGAGGAGAGCAUUACACAAAUGUUACACAGAUUUACAAGGAAGCUCAGGAAAGGAGUUUGGAAAAGGAGGAAAAACCGGGAGAGGAAGAACCACUGAGUUUGACUCAGAAAGCAGCAUUUGUGGGAGCAGCUGUGUUAGGAGGAGCUAUUGGAGUAGCAGGAGCAGUUGUUGGAGGAGCAGCAUAUGGAGCAGUUGGUUUAGUAGCAGCACCUGUAGCUUUAAUUGCUGCAGGAGUUUCUCUCAUGGCAGAGGGAGGUGCAAUAACUAUCACACAUGCAUUGAAAGUUUGGAAGGAGCAGAAGAGAACUAAAGAAAACACUAUAUAAUUGGUUACAAAUUCUGCAAGAACUAAUUACCCAAGGGCACUUCACAGAGUUAAGGAUGGGAGGAUCUAAGCAGGAUGUGAUAAACAAGAAUUCAAGCAUGAUGUAAAUCAGGGUUCUGCAAAUCUUACCCUGGAGGGCCAAUGCACUGCAGAGUUUAGCUCCAACCCUGAUCAAACUCACCUACCUGUGAUUUUCUAAUGAUCCUGAAGACAUUUGCUGCAUUCCAGGCAACCCGUAAUCUGUUUUUCCAACCUUCUACACGUGAAAGUGUACCAGAACGGCAGUCAAACCCGUGACUACCCACCCGUGAAUUCAUACAAGAUCAAUGUACUCCCAGUUCCGAGCUCUGACGUCACAUAGCCCGCGAAACAACUAUGGCAGCCCCUACGGAAAAUAUUGCCUACGGAUGCGGUGUUUAUGCAAGUGGUACAUGGUUAGAAAUAGACUUUAAGAAAAUAUAACUUUGCAAUAAAUUUAAUAAUCUACCUACAAUUGAGCUCAGGCAGUUUGGCAUGACUUGCCUGGAACGCUACAAAGUUGUGACUUACAGGCUCAAAAACCUGCCUGGAACGCAGCAUUGAUUAGCAUGCUCAGGUGUGUUUGAUUAGGAAUAGAGCUAAACUCUGCAGGAAAGAGGAUCUUGUGGGCCAGAUUUGAGGAUCCCUGAUGUAAAUACUGUGUAAAAUACAAGUAAUACAAUGUAAAAUAUGAAUGAAGUUAAACAAACUGUGUAAGUGCUCUGAUACUCAUUUCAAAACUAAUACUUCAUGGCUAUCUGCUAUUAGUUCUGUACUAUUACUGACUGUUGGUGACAAUGUUAUGUAAUCAGGUUUUUGAAAUCCAGUUAUUGAUCUCAUUGUCUGAUAGUUAGCAUCUUUCUGUACAACAAUGGCUUUUGGUUGUUUAUUAUUCAAACGUGUGAAUCAGUUAAUAAAAUAACUUAAACAAC
This is a messenger RNA of Cyprinus carpio (common carp), 2017 nucleotides long. RefSeq lists its product as uncharacterized. Gene Ontology annotation, molecular function: GTP binding. Lineage: Eukaryota; Metazoa; Chordata; Actinopteri; Cypriniformes; Cyprinidae. The record is from RefSeq and is a predicted model, not a curated record.